GCAUUAAUAUAAUAUAAAACGUAUAAGUAUUAAGUAGUAAUAUUUUCAAAAUGAACAUCACCAAACAAUGAAUAUUUUCUUUGAAAUAAACAUUUAUAUUGAUUUCUAAUACAUGUUAGUGAUAUUUUAAAAGGAAUAGAAUAGAGUAGAGAAACCUUAAAAUUUGUAAUCAAGUGCAUUAGGUAAAAUGCUAAACAUCCGAGAUAACUUUUACCGAAUAUGUAAGAAACAAUAUAUAUAUAUAUAUAUGUACAAGCAUGAAUAGCAUGCUUGUAACAGUAUCAGACUACUUAUUAAGCUGCUACUGCGUAGCAUACUACACGCACCAACCACGUGGUUGAAUACGACGCAUGCGCGACACGUGCACGAACACCUAACCUCACCGAACAAAUGUAUGACGACUUCAUAUAACCGUAUCGCGAAGAAUGCCAAGUGCAUAUAGAAUUUGCGGCAUUUUAAAAGGCGUCAACUAAAAUUUUGUGGAACGUCUUCAAAAAAUAUGAAUGCGGAAGUUUAUGAGACCUUGCCUACAUCUUCUGUAGCUAUACACAUGACAGCAGGUGCAAUCGCCGGAAUUAUGGAACAUUGUGUGAUGUAUCCACUCGACAGUGUUAAGACAAGAAUGCAAGCAUUAACACCAAGUUCAGUAAGAGGUGGAGGAGGUGGAGUAGGAACAGUUCUGAUUAGAAUGGUACAACAAGAAGGUUUUCUGAGACCAAUUCGUGGUAUGAGUGUAAUGGUUGUAGGAGCUGGUCCUGCACAUGCAUUAUAUUUUUCGUGUUAUGAAUUUAUUAAAAACAAACUCUUGAGUUCAAGAACAAAUCCUAAUUUAAAUUUAGCUGCAUAUGGAACUGCUGGUUGUUUGGCAACACUUCUUCACGAUGGUAUAAUGAAUCCAGCAGAAGUGGUUAAACAGCGAUUACAAAUGUAUAACUCUCCUUAUCGAAAUGUUAUAACAUGUAUAACAAAUAUAUACCGAAAAGAAGGUAUAUAUGCAUUUUAUAGAAGUUAUACAACACAGUUAGCUAUGAAUGUGCCUUUUCAAAUGAUUCACUUCAUGACGUAUGAAAUUGCACAAGUUUUCACGAAUCCUGACCACACAUAUAAUCCAAUUGCACAUAUGGUAUCAGGUGCAUUAGCAGGAGCUGUUGCUGCUGCAGUCACAACACCUUUAGAUGUUUGUAAAACGCUUCUAAAUACACAGAGUGGAGUCCAGGUUCAAGGCAUGACAGACGCUAUUAAAACAAUUUAUAGAUAUGGAGGUUUACGUGGUUAUUUCCGUGGUUUGAAUGCUCGUGUCCUUUAUCAAAUGCCAGCAACCACUAUUUGUUGGUCAACAUACGAAUUUUUCAAAUAUGUACUACAUGAAAAACAAGGCGAUGGAUAUCGCAGUCCGGAAGUUGACAACGAUUAUGCAAGUGGCAUUAAUCAGAUGCAAGGUACUUCUAGGUGUAGUCGUUUUCAAGAUAUGAGUGCAUACCUCAACAACAAUGCUCCAGCUUCAGUGUUACUUGAUGUGACUACAAGAUAGGUAUUUUUAAAUUUUUUAUCGACAUCACAUUGAGAAACUAUUGGAUGGUGAAUAAAGUAUCCGUUUUUUCGUAUUUGGAGAGUUUAUCAAGAAUAUUUCGUUAAUUCACCUGUUGCUCCGGUAUUAUUACAUAUGUAUAAUAAUUCAUAACGAAUGAGUACAUGUACAAUUAAAAAUCCAUUUUGAGCCAAGUGCAGGACGCAGGCCCAACGGAAUAAGAUAAAUGUAUCAGAAAAUUUCUUACGUUACUUCUUAGUGUAUGACUGUUUUAAAUAAUAUAUAUCAACUACAUUAUGA
Bombus huntii is the source of this 1828-nucleotide messenger RNA. RefSeq names its product mitoferrin-1. The coding region runs from base 500 to 1531 and encodes 343 amino acids. Gene Ontology annotation, molecular function: ferrous iron transmembrane transporter activity. The transcript is spliced from 6 exons. Gene Ontology annotation, cellular component: mitochondrial membrane. Gene Ontology annotation, biological process: iron import into the mitochondrion. Lineage: Eukaryota; Metazoa; Arthropoda; Insecta; Hymenoptera; Apidae. The record is from RefSeq and is a predicted model, not a curated record.